GGUUUGUGACACUUCUGCCGGACGAGAUGUGCCUUGAAGUUGAUGCGAGUCAUCUAUUCGAGAGACGAGACGUCUACUUGGUUCUGCUGAAAGUUUUGCGAAAUAUAGUUGCUCGUUGCGCACUUCCUUGAAAUGUUCCGCUUUCUGUCCAUGAAGGAACAUAUGACAUAAACGAUUUCUUGUGUUCACAUUAUCUGCCAUCAAAUCUCCCUCCCGGUCACACGACAGGGACCAUGAAACACCGCGCUUUCACGGUCCUUCUCAACGUUGCUUGCGGACUGGUGUUCGGACAGGCAACAGUCUAUACCAAUGGUGAAUCUGGAAAUGGCCAGAUAAAAGGCAGCGACGACUCGAAACACGCUGCAGUGCGACCUUUUGCCGUCAAUCCAAACCGCGAUGUACCCCAUCACUACCAAUUCGAGAAUCAUUCGUCUCGCAAGGGCGUAUCAUCGUCCUCCUGGAGUAAGACUGUCACUGUAGCUGUGUCAGCAUGUCCCACCGCCACUGUCAACUCAAGUCAUACAAGCCCAGGUCCCUACACAAGCAAGACCUGCCGCUCGAUAGUGACCUCCACAACCCUGACAACCAUCAAACCAAUCACCACUGUCACCUACGAGAUCAACCAUGGCCGGGGCACAAUUGACGGAGACCCGUUCACUUCGUAUGAUCACAUCCAACUACGACCGACUACGAUAUAUCCAACGACCCGGUAUACCGUUGCUGCCACUUUCACGUCAUUGGCUUUCGUCACCCCGAGCACAACCUUGGGUACCUUCCGUACCAUCAUUGCAACUCCGCCUCCUGACUUUCUGCCAAUCUCAAGCACACUUCCGCAAGCAUAUAUUGGUCAGAACUGGAACCGCAAGCGUUCACCACGAAAAGAUGUAUGCAGUCCUAUGACCACCACCAUCACCAAAAGCGUGAUGUUGCCGACUGCCACGAGCACGGCAUACACGACGCUUUCGGGCAUCAUCUACACGUUCUCCGGGCCGAGCCUCACCUUGGAUGAAGUCGCCAUUUCAAAAUUCGACGCAACUUACACUGGGCCUGUGACCGUUACUGCGACAACACCUCAGAUCGUCACGACAUCACACCAAACUACGAUCACGAAAACAAUCACUCUACCCGUACAGACAGUCACUGCCACCACAUCCUAUGUGUACCCCGCCUGCGAAACCGACACCAACCUCAUCAGCGCUGUACAGCGGGGUGCCGAUUACUUCGGCAUCAUUGCUACCGCAGCGGAAGAUAUCAAUCCUGAUGGUAGGUAUAUCAGCAGUGAGGAUUGCUGCAUUCGCGCGUUUCGGCUUGGGGGAGUCGCGUAUUGGCAAAAGACUGUUAAUCAGCAAUGUCUCGUCUAUCGUGUCGCGGCAGACAACAGAUGCGUGCAGAGCGGCCAUAAUGUGACGGUGAAUGCCCAACCACUUGGCAAUCCUUACAGCGAAGUCGGUGCAAUGACUGGCAAUGGAGUUUGUGGCCGAGUCACCACCCCAAACUAUCAGCCACCGUCAAAUGGACCACCCAGAUACAAAUAGGUGGAAGAAUGGGUAUCGUAGUACAAGAUA
Messenger RNA from Dissoconium aciculare CBS 342.82, 1565 nucleotides. RefSeq lists its product as uncharacterized. The record is from RefSeq and is a predicted model, not a curated record. Lineage: Eukaryota; Fungi; Ascomycota; Dothideomycetes; Mycosphaerellales; Dissoconiaceae. The coding region runs from base 234 to 1535 and encodes 433 amino acids. The transcript has 2 exons.